Molecule: messenger RNA, 4749 nt
Organism: Cheilinus undulatus (humphead wrasse)
Lineage: Eukaryota; Metazoa; Chordata; Actinopteri; Labriformes; Labridae
Gene: aste1a
Product: asteroid homolog 1a
Exons: 6
Coding region: 48-2039 (663 amino acids)
Source: RefSeq, a predicted model, not a curated record
GUAUAAAGAAGCUCCGAUGAGAGGGAAGGGACACAAACAGACUCAGGAUGGGAGUCCAAGGCCUGGCCUCACUGGUCGGGGCUCACACCAAGAUUUACCGGGACGUCAAGUUCAGCAAAAGACGGCUGGUGGUCGACGGCUGCAACCUCCUCUACCUGCUUUACUUCGACUCAGGUUUGGAGCUGAUCCGUGGUGGGGAAUAUGCUGCGUUUGAGGACCUCGUUGAGAGGUUUGCUAAGAGCCUCAAAGACUGCGGCGUGUCCGCGUACGUGGUGCUGGAUGGCGGCAUGGAUCUAACUGGCAAGAAGGAUGAAACUCUUGUAUUGAGAACUAAGGACAAGAUUAAGAGAGCCACUCAGGCAGCAGAGGAAACCAGGCAGGAGAAGGUCCUGCCACAGAUGGCCAGCCUCGUCUUCAGACAGACGCUGGCCCGGAUGGGGGUCCCAGUGGCUCAGUGCUACGCUGAGGCUGACCAGGAGAUUGCUGCGCUAGCCAGGGAGUGGCAGUGCCCUGUUCUGUCCAACGACAGUGAUUUCUACAUCUUCGACCUCACGGGGGGGCUGCUGCCCAUCACUUACUUCCACUGGGAGGCAGGGGACAAGAAUGGCAUCCCCUGUAAGAUCUACUACUCCUCCUGUUUCUGCAUCGUCUUUGAGAUCCAGCCUCAGAUCCUGCCAGCUUUCGCUGCCUUGGCUGGAAACGACUACGUGAAGCUGCAAUGGAUGGAUGCGUCCAUCAGUUGGUCGGAUUUUGCUCCAGCGGCCAACAGGAGACCGCCGCACUACCUGGAGGGGCUGCUCUGCUGGCUGAAGGACUUCAGUCAACCAAAGGAUGCCUUUAAGGCAGCACUGGGGCUGAUGGGAGAGCUGAGCAAAGAGCAAAAGAAGAAGGUGAUAAUGGGGUUGAUGCUCGGGAUGAAAGAGUACCAGCUUCCUCCAAGCUCACUCAUGAAGUUCUUCAUCCAUGGGGUGGCGCCGCCAUAUCCAGAAGUGGAAGAGGAGAACGCCAGCUGGAUUUUGGCGCCAGUGAUGCAGGGUCGGCUGACCUCAGAUGUCCUUGACGUGCUGCUAUUGAACUCCAUGAGCCUCAGCUGUUUUGUGGACAGGGCAGACUUUCCCAGCGCUCACCUGACCUCCAGGUCGAUCCGGCAGGUGAUGUACCGGCUGCUGCUGGGCAAAGACGAGAAGGGACCGAUUUAUGAGGUCGACAGAGAGGGCAAUGUGGUGAAAGGUUUCCCAGUUAAGCCUGCAGCCAGCGGCGUCCCCGAUGAGCUGGAGAUCGAAUCACUGAACAAGGUGGAGCCCUCUGUGCGCCUGCAGGUGCUGUUGGAGACUCUGGGAGUGUCUGAAGCCUCUCUGAUGGGACUGCAGCCUCACCUGCGCCUCCUGGUGGCCAUCACCUGCUACUGGCUGAAGAAAGCUGAGCCUAAACCAGACGAGACCAUGCUGAAGGCGCUGCUGCUGGGAAUAAGUCACGGAGACUCGCUGAGGCAAAGAGCAGCUUUAAGGAAAGAGAAGACGCUCCUCAAACUCCAGCUGGACGCAGACGUCCUCCACGCCUUCAACCAAUGGCAGGGCUGCCUGAGGCAAAGCAUCCACCUGAACCAGCUGCUGGGCUUCCCCUUACCUGAACCUCAGAUAGCACGGUGUUACGAGGGGACGCUGGUCCACAGGCUGGUCCAGAUGAUGAGGACGGACCAAAAACUGAAGAAAUUCCUGAGGAGCAGUAGAACUGAUGCCAAGGAGUACCACAGCAUGCUCGCCGUCAUCCAAAAGUUUCACUCAGAGGAGGGGUCGGCGCUGACGAGAGCGCCGCAGCGGGAAGUGGAGCCUCUAAAGGACCUGACCGCCACCCUGAAGGACCUGUUCUAUCUGUUUGAAGAAGACGAGGUCAGCAGCGCCGUCAGGGUCCACGAGGAGCUCUACAUGGAUGACAUGCUGUUGGUAAGAACCCGGUACAGGUCCAAGGAGAGGAGCGGCCGCUGCCACAGUCUGGUACUGGCCCGGAAACAGGAGUGCAGGGGCUGGGACAUCCUCUGACCUGGACUCAAGGACUUACUGACCGUCUUUGGACGGAUUUUUCAAUACUCCAACUUCUGCUUUAACAAAAAAGGUUUCAAGUCAAUUUCCAACAACAUAGACGCUACAUUCCUCUGUUUUCACCAGCGCCUGAUUAUAAUACAGCACAGCUGUAGAACAUCUGACAGCAGACUUGUCCAAUCACAGCUAAGGUGCUAACAAACUAGCUUCCUCUCUUAACUCAGGAAACAUUUACUGAUCAUAUUCUAUGUAAUGGAUGGAUAAAUGAUCAGUUUAUCUUGGUAUUUCUAGAAAAAUAAAUCCUUUUAUCCCAAAGCAAUCUGUGAGCCUUUUCACAGUGAUAGACAUUAAGUGUUUAAAAAAGGCAAAAAAGUGUUAAAAAAUACUACGAAAAUAGGUAAAAAUGGGUUGAAAAUGGCAAAAGUUGACUUAAACAAGGAGAAAGUAUCCAAAAACAAAUGGGUUAUAGGUGGCUUCAAUAAGUUAAGAAUUGCAAAAAGGUUCAAAAUAUGAAAAAGCGGUGAAAAUGGGUAAAAACUGGGGAAAGUGGCUGAAAUGUGGUAAAAACAAUCAAUGGGUAAAAGGUGUCAAAAAGUGGGUUUAAACUAGCUAAAAAGGGUUAAAAGUUAAAAAAGUGGUGAAAAUGGGACAAAAGUGACAUAAAAUACGGGGGAAAUGUCUUAAAUGUGGCAAAAAUUGGUUUAAAGUGGCAAAAAACAUUUUUUUUCAUCUUAGUAUUUUUAUAUUUGGAUCAUAAUCGGAAAAUCAAAGAACAGAUCUCUGGUGGAGUCAAACUUUUUUUUUAACCAUUUGUGAAAAAAAGAAUGUUACGUCGCCAGCGUUCCAUUCUUUGACGCUCCUUUUAUUUUAUCCAAACAUAAAAAUGAUAAAAAAAUGAAAAAAUAUUAGUUUUUUUUUCCUUUUUGGAAACAGAACAGAGAAACAGAAAAUGAAAACUUCUUUUUAGUUUCUUUAUUCUGUAUUAUUAUUUUUGUUAUUAAUUGUUUUUUUUUCCUAAAAUUUUUUACAAAGUGUAUCAGCUUGUUCUUUAUUUUAUUAUUUUUAUUUUCUAAUUAAAAACUAAAAGUCAGUUCGCUGUAAACUAGAGUCUGUGUGUUUUACUGCCAACUGAUUUUUAAUUUCUAAUGAGAAAUCCAAAAUGAAGAAACGAGCCGUUUCCUGAUUUGUGUUAAAAAUAGAAUAUAUUAGAUACAGAAGUUUAAAAAAGCAAACAAAAAAGGAAUAUUUAUUCAUUUCCUGUUUCUUAUUUUUCUUCCUCUAAAGAGACAAAAAAAAGUUUUAAAUGGUUUGAUUUUUUUUCUUAUUGUUUUUUCUGUGUCCGAUCAGAAAAGAAAGCUUAAAGGAGGGAAUACUUGUGAUGUAACAUUCCUUUAUUCCCAUAUUUAGAUCUUUUCCAGGCAUUAGGAGGAAAGGAAUGUUACAUCACCACUGUUCUGUUCCCUUAUUUGAUCAGAACACUAAAAAUAAUAAGAUGAAAAAAAAAAACUGUUUAUAUUUAUUUUUGGAAAUCAAAAAAAUAAAAAUGGAAAAUAAAUAACUUUUUUUUUUUUUUUUUUCCAGUUUUUGAUUCCUAGUUAAUUGAACUGGUAGAUUCUAUUCCAUGAUUUUUUUUCCUUUUUUCAAACAGUAAUUAGAUAAAUUUAGAUUUCUACUCUGAAAUGAAAAAUCCUCUGGGUGUAAAUACACUGAGCAAUAACAUUGACCCACAGCGCCCCCUAGCUCUCUGCUGAACCCAGAGCCCCGCGUUAUUUCAUGUAUGAUAUUUCCUUUUAUAUUGAGCACUUUUAUACUUUUAAGGAACAGAAGAUUUUAGAUUUCCAAUGCUGAAGAUUUUUGGGUAUUUUUGUGUCAAAAGUUUUUAAAUAUUCCUACUUGAAGAGUUGAAACAACCACAGGUUUUAUUUUAUUAUUAAUGCCAUUCUGAUGCUUCAUGCUGGAUGAAAACGUUUAAAUAAGGGAAAUGUAGAGUAAAAAGUUUAAAUUGAAGGUUUGAUUUAAGCUGCUAUUGUUCUUAUGUGACUAUUUUAUUUUAUUAUGUUAUAAAAUCAGCUUUAUUUAAAGCAGAACUUUUGACUUUUAAGUUCUCUCCUGAUGAGAUGCAAUUUGUCUUUUGUUUGUAAAAUUUCUUUGCACUUGCUGAAAUAUGAAUGUACGAAUAUAAAUGAGGAAAUGUUAAAUGCUGUAUUUUUCUGUUGUAAUAAACUUUGUAAAAUCCUGCUGUAAAUGUGUUUGCACAUAAAAAAGGGCAAGGUCUCAUUAGUAUUUCAAACAUUUUAAUAUGCAUUUUAUUCUCACACAGUGCCGUGGCACAAGCCAAAAUUCUGGGGGCCCGAGUUAGAGUGGGGGUCCUUCCUGGAAAAAGGGAAAAAUAAAGUUUUCUGCACUUUGAGACAUGCAGAGGUUUUAUUUCUCCACCAGUAUAAAAGUUUUCAGAAAGCCUGAGUUAAAAACCCUGUAAUUCCAUAGUCAAAGUGACUAUGUCUGAUUCAGUUAGAAUGAAAGCAACAGCUGUUAUCAUUAUUAGGCCUCCAUGUUUACCUGCCUGUAGACAUCCUGUCACAUUCUCCUCUGAUUGGUCUGAAAUGUUAAUAACAAAGCUGUAAAAAGGAACAAGUUAAAAAUGCUCAAACAGUGAUAGAGAGCAGCUAAGAGGUAGUAACGUAAUGUGCAGAGGAACAUUAGUCAGUUA